Epithele typhae is the source of this 489-nucleotide messenger RNA. RefSeq lists its product as uncharacterized. The transcript has 2 exons. Lineage: Eukaryota; Fungi; Basidiomycota; Agaricomycetes; Polyporales; Epitheliaceae. The record is from RefSeq and is a predicted model, not a curated record. Bases 1 to 489 code for a protein of 162 amino acids.
AUGGUGACCGCAGCGACCGCGAGCCGUUCGCCGAACUCCAUCGUGAGCGUAUGGCAAAAGCUUCUCAAACUCAUCCUCGACUUCGACGCCUCCAGGUCCGUCGUUCCUCACCCCUAUCUGCCCCUCGCCCACCCCAAACGCGUGCGACUCUCCCUCACGCGCAUCUCCACCAAGGUCUCUUCACGCCAGCCCAUGAUGCUCGACCUCCGUAUGGACUGGCUCGGGCUCCCCUCGCACUCGGCGGACGGGCUAUACAACGCGUUCACGCCGCUCGUCGAGGGCAUGCCCGACCGCAUGGAGGCGGCGGGCGUUGCGCUGAUGUACGUGGACCUGCGCGUGUGCCUGUCGCGCGCGAUCGCUUCCCCCUCCUCGACGACUCCCGGAUGUCGCCCGUCACCUUCACCAUCGACGACACGAAGACGCUCCGACGCUCGCCGACUUCGAUCCCGAUACGCGUCCACCGUUCCGCACCCCGGUGGACGGUCCUGA